AACGUUCGAGAUGGCCCACACGGAGCGUCGGCAAGAGCGCUGUGAGCGCCAGUAUCAAGCCAACGCGGCCGUGUACCUCGAAGCCAUUCUGCGCAACCAAAACUGGGACGCGUACUUGACAGCGUGGGCCAGCAGUGGCCUCAAUUUCAAUGUCGCUAUUCAGCGUGGGCUGGAAGAAACAGUCGCAGGUCGCUCGUUUCUAUCGCAAAUGGCGACGACGGCCAACACAACGUCGGUGGCCGACGAACUAACCUACUGGCGGUCGUACAACUUGUCGAUCUUUGAGCUGCAGUGGCAGAGUCGGUGGCAACCCGGCGUCUCUGAGACCAUCGUCGUGUCGAACGCUCUUGGGAGACAAGAAAACUACACGUUGAAAGCACUCGACCAAGUCACGGGCCCGUGGUCGACCCAAAAUAUGUUCUGGAUUUCACUCAACGACUUCUUCAACUCGAUGCUCAUGAACCGGAGCUUUGUCCGGGGCACGAGUCGGUACUUUGGCGCCAACAUCAGUGCAUUACCGGCCAUCAACUUGGAGACGUAUCGAGGCAUGGCCGACAGCCGUGGCAACCUCGUCGGGAAAGCGUGGAUUUUUCAUACCUUUAUCGGGCCGUACCUCAGCAUUGACAUUCGCUACAAGCUGCGGCCAUCGCCACUUGUAGCUGCGUACAACCGGUUCCAAGACGUCGUCUUAGAGCAUCUCGCAACGUCGGCAGCAAGGUUUGCAUCGUUUGCCAGUCUUCCAUCUGUGGUUUUGACGCCGACGCCGCCUCGGUGGCGUAACCACACGUACUUCGGCGGCGAUCCGUCGUGUGUUGCUGGCCGCGCCGCGACGUACGUUCAAAAAUCGUUUGGCUUUUACGACGACUGCUCACAAAUGACACCGCUGACCGUGCAGCCAGCGCCUUUCGCUUUGCUUUUGGCGCUUCUGGCAAGCAAUGGAGCCGCUCUCUCUACCAUCUGCGGUCUCUCUUCGACGCCAGGCCCUUGUACAACAGCGCUCUCUGCAGCAUCCAACUGGUUGAAAGAGGUACCUAUUCCAGACGACCUCUUGUCCAUGCUCGAGUCGCUGCCACCGGUUCUUCAGGAUACGCAAGUUGGUUUUAUGCAGUUUGCAACCUCAGCAAAUGGCUCGUGGGUGCUCUUGCAGCAGCCGCUGCUCGGCUCUCUUGACGAUCCUUGGACGUUCUAUGGCUGGUGCUUUGCAGCCGACUGGGCCGCCGGACUCCGCCAAGCCGCUUCGUUUGAAGGCGAUGUCUCCUCGAUUGUCCUUCUUUCCAACGCGUAUACUAGUCAGCACUAUAUCACGAGCAACCAACCUCUCGAGACCGCCACCAAGAUGGUCUACUACGUCGUCAUGGUUACCUCAACGUACCUCGUCAGUGUCGGCGUCUUCGCUCUUCUCUACACCUUCUUCAGUCGCUUUCAGGUCGUCAGUAGCAACCUCCUUCGGUUCAACCGGCUCGUGGGGUCGGUCUGGGUCGGUCGCCAGCUCAUGUUUAUCCGCGGCAUGAGCGCAAUUCUGCUUUUGAGCGCGCCGCAACUUCAACUGACUUCGUCAUUUGGCUACACGCGCAUGGUGGCGCGUCCUCGGUCGUAUGUGGAAGCCGCCGUGAUUGCGGGCGAAGCUACGUGGUUCACCUACAGUCUCCACGACCUUUUGGUGCUCGUCUUGGCCGAUAUGACGCGCAUCUAUGCGCCGCUCAGCACCGCGUUCGUAUGGCUGUCGCAUCUCGCGCUCGACGUGACGGCCCCCGUUGGCAUCUCUAUCGAGAUCGAUCGGCGCUGCGUCGGACAGGAUAUGGACUUUGGACUUCUCUGCACCGCGGGACGCAUCUUUGUCGGCAGCAGCGACCGCGUGCUGCUCCUUCUGUGGCUGCAAGUCGCCUCGGUUUGUAUAUCGGUUAUCAUCACUCGCCUACUCCAGCGCGUCUUGCACGGCAACUGGCGCGUUCCCGAAACAGAGUCUCUCCUUACUGGCUCGGCCCACGCCUUUGCCGCGCCGAUAAAGUCGACGGCCGAGUGGACGCACGGAGGCGACACGUACGACCGCGUCACGUGCCUUCUCUGCGGUUUCCUGCCCAUCACGAUUGGUGGCAACCGCUACAUCUUGGACCUGCCGCUCUGGAUCUUAACUGCAGACUCGCUCUCGGUCUCCCGGGUCCGGUCCAUUCUUCCGAUAAGUCCGCAGCCCGAGCAUGUGUUUCAAGCAAAGCCACCGAGAGUGUUCGUGUCGUGGGGUCGGCGCUGGCGCAAGACCCUUGCCGUGCUUGGUCUGAGCUACGUUGUCGUUGCCAUUCUGGGCAGUGUCUCGUACUUUGAGAUUUCCAAAGUCAACUUGGCCAACGAUCUCUACUGGCCCAACUUUAACGUCACGGGCCACCACACGUUUUUUGCCAACUGGCUCAACGAACAGCUCGUGCUGGGUUUGGACAACCACAAUAUUGCGCUCGAUGAUCCAAGCAUCAACCUCCUCGGCUCCUAUGCAGCGCCGACAGCGUUCGUCUCGACCGUCAACAACUAUGGUGCCUGGCUCCAGCACAAUGAUCUCAGUGCGAUUGAAACCUCGAUUGCGGGUCUUCGCGUCUCGGAUGCGUGCAACGCGCCGUGGAUCUUUACGCCGUACUGCUACCUCGACUGGAAGAAGCGAUGGCAAAUCGCCUACUCCAGCCAGCGCCAACUGCGGUGUCAGAAGAUGGAGACGAACGCUGCCGUGUACCUCGAGUCGGUGCUGCGCAACAUUGACUACGCAACCUUUGCGUAUUGUUGGGGCAGUGCGUUUGAGACGGCGUUUGGUGCUGAGCUGCGACAGUCGUCCGACGGUCAAGACUGGCUGCAUUCCGUGUCGACAGAGCGACUGCCGCUGCAAGAUGAAAUCGCGCUGUGGCGCCAGCACAAUCUAUCAAUCUUUCAAGUGCAGUGGCAAAACUACAAGCGUAUCGGCGCCAUCAACAGUUAUACCAUAACCAACGCGUACGGUGUCGCCUACCCAAUGCCGUUGAUGGCCCUCAACGGCAGCUACCGCUGGAGCAGUCAGACAACGUACAAGAUGUACUGGUCGCUCGCCAACGAUCUCUCUGCGAUUGCAUCCAACACCAGUGGUAUCGGCGGUCUCAGUCUUUUGCGAACGAGUCCUCGGUUCGCCUUUGCCAACACGUCGCUGCAAGCCGUCCUCACAACAAACUUGACGUUGAUGUCGCCGCUUCCCAACGGACUCGCCCUUCAAGUACAGCCGUGGCUUCUCACCAAAGACAUUGCCACGUACUUUCAAGCUGUCGUCUCGUUCGUAACACUCAUGAUUCUUCUCGUGGCCGUGACGACAACAGUGUACAUGAUUUUGUGCCGUGGACACUUUGUCGGUACCAAUAUGCUCAAGCUCGACCGCGUCGGCGGCAUCGUCUGGGUCGGUCGGCCGCUGCUGUUUCUUCGGUCGCUCACGGCCCUCUGCGUCCUCUCGACGGCGCCCCUCGACCUUGCGAGCUCGGGGACCGUUGCGUACUUUACAGUCGUCCCCACGUCGACGACCAAGUUGCUUCUGGCGGCGUGGGAGGUCACGUGGCUUGCGACUGUCGUCGAAGACAUUGCGCUUGUCGCGACACGCGAGUACGCACGCUACUAUGUGCAGCUCAACUGCCUCGUGCUCUGGGUCGUCGCGUCGACCUUGUCCAUGAUGCAGCCCGUCGUUGUUGCCAGCGCCAUUGAGAAAGCCUGUCGCCUCGACCAAGUCGAUUUUCAAAUCGUGUGCAGCUCCGGGACGAUCACGAUUGGACAAGUGGACCGCCUCGUUCUACUGAGCGCCUUGGUGCUGAGCAGCAACUUCAUUUGCUACGUCGUGAGUCGGGUUGCCCUCGGGCCGCGCCCCCCGUGCCCCGCGUCGUCAGUGCACCUCGCGGCGAGCGCGAAAUAUUACUUUAGCCACGACGCCCGCAUCCGCGAUGGCGUCUACUACCUCGAUUGCGCGUCGGCCGUCCUGAACGGCUUGCUCACGCUGCGCUACAAGCAGACCAUGUACGCCCUCGAUGUCAAGCUCUGGCGCAUCUUUGUCGUUCCCAGUCGUCAAGGCGACGACGACGAGUGGCACCUAUGUUAUCCACUGCAAAAUGCACUGUAGUCCACCUCUUUUUGUCGCGACUUGGGCUGCCUGCUGUGACGGCGUGCUGUACUUGAAGACGAC
This is a messenger RNA of Saprolegnia diclina VS20, 4171 nucleotides long. RefSeq lists its product as hypothetical. Lineage: Eukaryota; Oomycota; Saprolegniomycetes; Saprolegniales; Saprolegniaceae. Bases 11 to 4108 code for a protein of 1365 amino acids. The record is from RefSeq and is a predicted model, not a curated record. The transcript is spliced from 2 exons.